This is a messenger RNA of Ostreobium quekettii, 2235 nucleotides long. NCBI's taxonomy places the organism in Eukaryota, Viridiplantae, Chlorophyta, Ulvophyceae, Bryopsidales, Ostreobiaceae. The record is from the annotation of a GenBank genome assembly.
AUGGUGUCAUUGGUGACGCUCAACCUGCGACAGCUGUCGCAGGAGGCUGAGGUCAGCUGUGCAGCCGGACGGCGUCAGGGUGCCGCCGUGCUCUGGGGCUCCUCGUCGGCCUGUGCGACUGAGCAGGUCCUUCCAUUCGCAGUUAUGUCAACAUGCAGGUCACUGAGAAUAGGUACAUCAGGAAAUCUGCCAACACAGAGAUGUAAUUUCACUCUGCAGCGGUGUUUAUUAGUGGUGGCAGUAGUGUGGCUGGGAGCUUGGCACAGUGCAGCAGGGCUAGCAAGUAUUCAAAGGCAGCCACUGGGCUGGAUGACGGCCCCAGCAGGACGGUUUCCGUAUUUAGUGGCUAUCAACAUGCAGAGUCACGAGCACCAAUGCAGUGGUGUUCUUCUGAACGACUGUUUUGUGCUGACUGCUGCACACUGCAUUUCCUCGUUGGAUCGUGAUAUUGCUGUCAUUGUCACACGUGUCGAUCCUGAGGGCAGCGAAGCAGCUGCACAAGAAAUGGAGGUGGAUGCUGUGAGCAUCCAUCCUAGGUGGACUGGAAAUCUCAAGGAUGGGUACGAUGCAGCGUUACUCAGACUGUCCACGCCAGUCGAUGGACAGCCACCCCUGCUUGCUCCACGAACCUCAAAGCUGUAUCCGGGCACAGCUGUCUUUCUGUUGAGGCCAGAUGUGAAUGUCCAGAUGGCACAAUACAGUGUGAUGAGCAACGAUUUCUUCUCCGACUUUGCAAGCUUGGAGUCCCACAUGUUCUGUGCUCAUUCUGAACGUGCAGGCUUGCAAUCUGGAGAUGUGGGUGGACCGGCAAUAAUACCGCACAGGCCAUCAGAUGGAGUUGUGCAAGAUUUGCGUAACAGCAAUGGGACCAGUGCUGAUGGAGGGUCACCAGGAAAGGAUGUUCUUGUUGGGGUGUUGUCAUGUGUGAAUGCAUCAGCCACAGAGAGGGCUGGAGGUAUCUUUACACGGAUUGCAAACCUGCGAGGUUGGAUUGAGCAGUACUUAUUCCAAGCAGAUGAGGGGCUGCAAAUCCUGGGCAAAGAUUCUAAGUUCCCUGAGAUGGUGCACAAAGGGUCUUCUGGCUGCUCAGGAAGGGCAUAUGGGGACCAGUGGGUGUCUCAACAAUACUGGGAUGGGUGGUUGAGGGCUCCAAGAGGGCGUUUCGAAGCCUUAGUAAGUAUACGAGGAAGAGGCAGAGAGCAUGUGUGCACUGGAGUCAUUGUCAGCCCACUUUACAUACUCACUUCUGCCAACUGCAUUGAUAUUGUUGGCCCGAACCCAAUAGUGAUCAUCGGUCCUCAAACAAUGAAUGAGGACAGGCGAACUAAAGGAGUUCAGGAGCAGCGUGCAGAAAUGGCACAUGUGCACCCGAGGUGGAGUGGAAAGGUGGAUGAAGGGUAUGAUAUUACUCUGCUCAAGCUACCGCGAGAAGUGACUGUUUCAUUCCCUUCAUUGGCACCAAGAAGUUUCACCCUUCGACCCAACUCGAGAGUCUUUGCCUUGAAGCUAGGUGCCUCUCUGGACAUUGCACAGUUCAGCAUCGUUGACAACGAACUGUGCCCCAUGCUGGACGAUCUGCAUGAUAGCAUGUUCUGUGCCUACUCAAGCUCUGCAAACAUGCAGUCGGGUGCCUCAGGUGGCCCUGUGCUGGUUAUCGACUCUGAUGACAUCAGGCUGGCAGGACCCCACAUGGAUUUGGUUGUGGGGGUUGUCUCCUGUGCGAAUUACUCAUCAUUGGACGAAAGUGGCAUAGGAUGUGUCCUCAUCAGUGGUGUUCAAGACUGGAUCCAACAGAUCAUUGCUCCAAAGGACGAGGCAUGGUUUAUGGCGCAUUUGGUGGCUGCAGUCAUAAUGCUGUUGUUCAUCUUUACGGUGAGCUUGAUGGUUGCACCCUUCAUCUCAUCUUGGGCGCUCGCUUUGCUGUUCUCGAUGCUGCUCCUCAUGUUGUUUGGCCUUGCAAUACUCUGGAAUGGAAACAGCGGAGGCAAGGUUGCCAACAUGUAUUGGAGGCCAAUCAGUGAUGCUGUGGAGACGGCUAUUUCGGACUUCCUCGGCACACUGCCAGCUCCGGUGCAAGACGUUCUCAGAACCGUGCAUGACGCUGUCCUGACGGAGAGUUUUUGGCAGGAAAAUCUGUGGCCAACAGCUGCUGCAGCUGCAGUUGUGACAUUGUGGGCGAUGUGGCAGCUGCUUGGUGGACAGGUGAGGUGGAGAGCGGCAAGGAGGGUGGAAUGA